Molecule: messenger RNA, 927 nt
Organism: Myxocyprinus asiaticus (Chinese sucker)
Lineage: Eukaryota; Metazoa; Chordata; Actinopteri; Cypriniformes; Catostomidae
Product: gastrula zinc finger protein XlCGF49.1-like
Exons: 2
Coding region: 129-905 (258 amino acids)
Source: RefSeq, a predicted model, not a curated record
GGAUCAUGCUUUUCCCUUUGUCAACAGGACUCCGUUCUUCUUAUAUGGAUUACGGGUUUAUCUGGAUUUCAUCUUGAUGUUCGUGACGUUCUUCGUAGAUCAUCUCAGUGACUUUCAUAACAGACCUGAUGGAAGUGAAGGAGGAAAGUCAAGAGCUGGAAAUACUUUCACAGACUGAAAACAAGUUCAUACAGAAAAAUACUGACAGAGCAGAAGCCAAAAACUCUUUCACCUGCAGUCAGUGUGGAAAGAGUUUCAUACGUACAGGACACCUUGAGAUUCACAUGAGAAUCCACACUGGAGAGAAACCGUACACAUGUGAUCAGUGUGGAAUGAGUUUUGUACAAAAAGGAGCACUUGUUGGACACAUGAGAGUUCACACUGGAGAGAAGCCGCACACAUGUGAUCAGUGUGGAAAGAGUUUUGUUCUGUCAAAAUAUCUCUGUGAUCAUCUGCUCUCUCACACUGGAGAAAGACCAUUUAACUGCGAUCAGUGUGGUAAAUAUUUUAGAGUGGAAUCAGCCCUGAAGCAACACCUGAAAGUUCAUACAAAGGAGAAGCCAUAUGUGUGUUCUGAAUGUGGAAAGAGUUUUGCAGGAGUUGAUGGUUUGAAACAACACCAGAAAACACACACCGGUGUGAAAGAUCAUGUGUGCUUUCAGUGUGAAAAGACUUUUACCAGAGCUGGUAGUUUGAAAGAGCACCAGAGAAUUCACGCUGGAGAAAAACCUUACAAGUGUUCACACUGUGACAAGAGAUUCACUCUUUCAUCUCACCUGAAAAGACAUGAGAAGAUCCACACUGGAGAGAAACCGUACCACUGCCCUCCAUGUGGGAAGAGUUUCAACCAAUCAAGUCAUCUACAGACUCAUAUGAAAAAGCUUCAUCCACAGUUCUCAGGGUGAACACUUGUUCAUCAUGUGGAUU